Molecule: messenger RNA, 600 nt
Organism: Eruca vesicaria subsp. sativa (arugula)
Lineage: Eukaryota; Viridiplantae; Streptophyta; Magnoliopsida; Brassicales; Brassicaceae
Source: the annotation of a GenBank genome assembly
AAAAAAAAAAAAAUACGCAAAUACAGAAGAAACUUAGUUGAAUUAGGAGGUAGAUGAGACGGGUUUUAUGUGACACGCCUCACACAUUCACGCUUCUUCUCUCUCUUUUGCCAGAUUUUCUUUCUUUGAUUCUCUCUCGACUCCAAGACUACACCGACUCUCUGUAGUCCUCUCUCCUCGACGGUCCUCACCUCUCUCUCGACCCCUCUCGCCGGCAUCUCUGUAUGUGGUAUCGUUGUUUCUAUCGGUCUCCUCGACCACUCCGCUUCUCUCGGUGUCCUUGACGGCUCCGUGUCUCUUUCGCUAUCCUUGAAGACUUUGCUUCUGUCUCAAUCUCCUCGAUGGCUGACCUUGAUGAAGAAUUCCUCCCACCUCUCUCUCCGGCCCGUGGUUUUCAUCGACGAAAUUGAUUCAAAGGAGCAAAGAAUGCUUGGGAUAUGCUUCACAAAGGGGAAGCUUUGCCGCGCAUUACUACAUCUUCUUCUGAUCUUGGGAGGUGGAAUCAGCUGCAGGGAUGUUACAGAGAUUGGUGGAGUAUCCGGUAUUGUAAAGACUCAGAUUGGCAAGCUGAACCUUUUAGCUUCGAGAACUAAGGUGUAG